This is a messenger RNA of Podarcis lilfordi (Lilford's wall lizard), 10029 nucleotides long. Lineage: Eukaryota; Metazoa; Chordata; Lepidosauria; Squamata; Lacertidae. The record is from the annotation of a GenBank genome assembly.
AUGCGUCUCUCCCUCUAUCAAGCCAGCCAGAGGGUGAAGGCAGCGCAUGCGCGUUUCAGUUUGUGGGCGGUGGAGGCGGAAGAGGAGCGUGUGAGCGGACUGAAUCGCUUUCGCCUAUUCCGUGCGGAGGCGGAUCCGACCGGCAAGAUGGAGAGUAAGUGUGCUUGGAUCGCCCUCAGGUCACUUUGCUCCUUUCCCAUCGGCGUGGGGGCGUGUAUCUUUCUGUUUUGCUCCGGAAUGAUUAAUCCGAAGUGACUCCGGUUCUGGCCUCGCGGUCAUUAAAGCUGCCCUAUUUUACCCAUUUGGGAAUUGGGGUGGAGGAGCUACCUUUUCCCCACGCGUUCACCCACACCCGCCCCGUGAUACAGAGUGCUUAAACCCCCAUUCUAUUUUACUCUGGAACCACUGGUCUGGACUGACCUGAAGUCUGCUUUGUUUUCUUUUUUGCCAGCUUCCCGACGAGCAGGGAGUGAAGCGAAACUAAUUUCUGUUACUCUUUCGCCCACCUUCUCUGCGAGUAGCGCAAGACGCGUGUCUGUUGAUCUUGUGAACGUGACCUUAAAGCAGCAGAUUCCCCUCAAGGCUCAGGCAUGGGGCAAGCUAAGCGGGAGAGGAAUGGAAUUCAAUUAAUCUAAAUUCAGGCACAAGCCUCUGUCAAUAAUAUAUACAUAUUUGGGGAGUAUACUUACAGGGGGUCCAAAUAGACCUAUCGAUCGGGAGAGAGGCCUAAGGUGAUUUCUCUCACUUUCAUGUGCCUUAUUUCCCUUCAAUUAUUAUUUAUCCUUCCCUUUGCAAGUUGCCAAACAGGGACUUGACUGUGUUGUUUAUCACCAUUGUCAUUUAUUUGUUUGCCGCCUUUCAACCAUGCUUGCAACAUGAAAGAAUUUACAUAAUUGCAAAAGUAUGAGACAAGUAGUCAUAAGCAAUAAAUAAAAACGUAUCAAAAUGUGCACAACAAAAGUAAGUAAGUUAUAAUAAGAUCCAAAAAAUAAAGAUACAAAAAAUGAAUGUCAAUAACUGCAAAAUUAACAUCUCCAAAAUUAAAUCUCGAUCCCAGCAAAUAAAAAAACCCUAAACAAUGCCCCACUAAAUGCAUCAACUUCCCCACCUCAGAACAAUUUAUUAUUAUUAUACAAGAACAUGUAGCCACACACAAAAAACCAAGUAAAAAUAUAUAAAAAUAUAUAUAAAAUGUCCAGUAGCACCUUAGAAACCAACUAAGUUUGUUCUUGGUACUGGACAAUUUUUUAUUUUUUAUAUAUAUUUUUACUGUGACAGACCAACAUGGCUACCUACCUGAACACAAAACCAAGUAACAGAGGAAAAAGUAAUACAGAGUUGCAGAAUAAAACAGUAACAGCAAACCAGUGUAUCAAAUAGCAAAUGCAUCAAGUUGAGUCCCAGACUCCUGGUCUGGGAGAAAGAAGGGAUAUAAAUAAAUAAUAUAAUAAAUGUUAUGGUGAUAGUAAUAAUAAUAAUUUCCAACUCCUACUCUCCUAGCAUUCCAUCAGAAUGACUAAGAACCAGAACCCAGCAUUGAACAAAGGGGAUACUUGAUUCAUUUGGUGCUACUAAGAACAAGGGGCAGAUUUAUGUCCCUAUUGUAAAGGAUGAUCCAGGGGACAUUACUUUCUCCUGUAUGAGUGAAUGGCUGCCAACCAGUGUUAUGCUAAGCUAAAAGGACCCAAGGAGGAGUAAAGAGGCUGUGGUCUCCUUCCUGGGAGCCUGCAUGUUCCCACUCACCCAUGAUUUGGCUUAGUGUCCCCUUUGAACGUGACCCAUCAGAAAAUGCAUCUCCAUCAGGAUCUGGGCUACGCUGAAAAGCAGGUCUGGAAUUUUAGUAUUUCUUCAACGUGAGUCCAUGAGUGUGGAGGGUUGUAUGACAUAAGAUAUAUAUAUUUUUAUUAUUGCAUUUGUACCCCACCUUUUUCUCCAGGGAGCUUCAUGACUGAGUAGGGACUAGAACCCCAAUUUCCCACGUCCCAGUCCCACACUCUAACCACUACACUGGUUUGGGGGGUGUCUUAUUUGGAACAGUGUUCUGGAUUCCAUAUGUGAAACGGAAGAUGACAAAACGCCCCACGUGUUUAGACCAGUCUGCUCCUGUUUUGAAUGCCGCUGCUUGGUUAUUGAAUAUGAAGCCUGCGAUGUUUGUGUUUGGAAAGGAUGUAUAGAAACCUCUCCCUAAUCUCUUCCAGGUGUGUUAUAUCGGCAGCUACCCCAGCAGACAGCCACGCUCCUGAACAUACAGGUAUUUUCUGUGCGUUGGGGCAAAAAACAUGGAACUGGUGUGAAGGCAAGGCGGAAGCAGGACUAUAUAUAUAUAUUAAGAAAAAGAAAGCAAAAGACCUGGAUGUAGGAGCUCUGCUGUGUCAGACUGAGGGAAAUUGCCUCAGCCUGCCAGUUAAUACAAGAGGGACCUCCUCUCAUGGAGGAGAAGGCUAUUGAUGGGAGGAAGCAAUGCUUCUGAAUACCAGUUGCUGGAAACCACAGGAGAGGAGAGGGCUCUUGGGCUCAAAUCCUGCUUGUGGGUUUCCCACAGACAUCAGGUUAGCCACUAUGAGAACAGGAAGCUGGACCAGAUGGGCCAUUGGUGUGAUUCUGAUGUUCAUAUGGUCUUGAAAGACCAACAUUGGCUCCCAGUACAUUUCUGAGCACAAUUUAAAGUAUUGGUGCUGACCUUUAAAGCCCUGAACGGCCUCGGUCCAGUAUACCUGAAGGAGCGUCUCCACCCCCAUCGUUCUGCCCGGACCCUGAGGUCCAGCGCCGAGGGCCUUCUGGCGGUUCCCUCACUGCAAGAAGCCAAGUUACAGGGAACCAGGCAGAGGGCCUUCUAGGUAGUAGUGCCCGCCCUGUGGAAUGCCCUCCCAUCAGAUGUCAAAGAGAACAACAACCACCAGACUUUUAGAAGACAUCUGAAGGCCCUGUUUAGGGAAGCUUUUAAUGUUUGAUGUAUUACGGUAUUUUAAUAUUUUGUUGGAAGCCGCCCAGAGUGGCUGAGGAAGCCCAGCCAGAUGGGUGGGGUAAAAAUAAUAAAUUAUUAUUAUGUUGUUGUUGUUAUCAUAUGCAACAAAAUGCUGUAGCAUGAAAUACUUGUUUUCGGUAUUCUGGUCUUAACAACCAGAAUACUCCAUUCCGUUUCACCUCCUGUCACUCAGAAUUCUGUGAUCACUGAGCAUGUUUCGGUCCUCAUUGCACUGUUUUGCUUCUAUAUGUGUUUGCAAACCUGCUACAAGUGGCAAAGAGAGGGAUUCCCCCCAAGCUUGGAGAUGCCUCUGUUGGUUUAUGGGUGGUGCUGAUAUAAAAAGAAAAAUCUAUUAAAAUCUAGGUAAUAAAAACAGUGCAGCACUAUUAAAAGCCCUUUCCUUAAAAACUAAAACUAAAACCAGUCAGUUCGCAAAGGCCUCUUGGAAUAAAACAGUCUGCAGGACCAGGAGGGAGCCAGUCUAGCUUCUCUUGGGAGGGAGUUCCAAAGGCUGGGAGCAGCCACCAAGAAGGCUCUUCUCCUGCAUCCCCACCAAGCGUGCCUGUGAAGGUGGUAGGGCCUCCCCCUAAGAUCUCAGCGCCCAGGCAGGAGAAUAUGGUCCUUCAGAUAGCCUAUGCUUUGUGAAGAAGUGCACACUUCAGUGACUCAGUGAAUUCAUUUUCUUCUUCUUUUUGUAGCCUCAAGGGUCAAAGGAAGCCGAGGCCUUUGUGAAAGCCUUCCUAAAGCGCAGCAUGCCUCAGAAGAGCGAUGAAGACAUCCAGGACCACUUAACCCGAAAAGCGGUGGUCCUUGAACACCUGCACAUGAGGAGGAGAAGGCAGAAGAAGAGGAAAGGCAAGGGGUUCUCUGCCAAGCAGAGGAGAGAGAUGAAGCUCUUUGACAUUAAACCAGAGCACCAGAGGUACGUACUUCUCCAUGAAGCAAAUAGUCAAGCUGCGGGUUUCGCUCCUGCAGGAGACAGCAAUGGCCACCAACCUAGACAGCAGCCCAGCGGUCAGCAUCGGUCUCAGCCUGCUGGUGGAAAGCUAGCAAAGAGGGAGCCAGUGUGACCUCUCUUGGGGAGGGAAUUCCACAUAAUGGGGGAGCAGCCACAGAAAAGGCUCUCUCUCUCUCUCGGGUCACCACCAUGUUUCUGAUGUUGCUGGGACCGAGAAAUUGCACUCCUGAGGAUCUUAACACCCGGGCAGAUUUGGAUAUGGAUAUAUGAUUUUUCAAGGAGCCUGGGCCCAAGGGACUGAUGGAGGAGGGGUGGUGGAUUCCAUCCCAGGACAGAGUCUAACACAGGCCAGUUAAGCCAGGCUAGUAACUUGCAUGGGCUCAUUUACAGUACUGUGUUAACAACUGAUAGCAAGCCUCCUUAAGAAGGAUGCUUGCUUUCUUUCUUUUUGGAAAUUGGGAUGUCAGUAAGGCAAUGUGCUUUGGUCUGUACCAUUCUGAUUUUAAUACAGGCAAUGAGUUAACAGGUUCUUUUCACCAUGUUGGUUCACAACCAAGGAAGAUUACUUGCCUUUGGCACGACAGGCUUCACUUUCAAGUUAACCUGUCUGAGCACCCAGGUGGUUCACUUCGCAGCAUCUCCAGGUAGGGUUUGGAAAAGAUUCCCUGCCUGAAACCCUGGAGAGUUUUUGCCAGUGAAUGUAGACGGCAAUGGCGUAGAUGAACCAAUGAUCUGACUCAGUGUAGGGCAGCUUCCUAGAAUAUUCAAAGCACUAGAUUUCUCAUUUAAAAUAAAUCUGCAAUGGUACUUGGCCACUAGAGGGCAACUUGUGACCUUUUUAUUCCAAAAGGUACCUUGUUUCAAAUUUGUGCAUGAUCAUUUUUCUUUUGUUUUUAAGGCUUUCAAAUGGCAGAGCUGGUGUAUAGGCUCAGCUGUGCUCUGGUAGCAAUAAUCAGAUAAUAUCACCUUCUGGUGUUAGACCCCCUGUUCCCUACACAGAGUUCCCGGGGAAGAAGGAUGGAUUUUUAAGCCACUCUGCUAAUUGUAGAUCUGUGAGGGGAGUAGGGAUCUCCCAGCAACUCUCGGCAGCCUGAACAAACUAUAGUUCCUAGGAUUAUUGGGGGGGUGGGGGGAGAGAGCCAUGACUGUUGAAUGGUAUAAUAAGUGUUUUAAAUGUAUGAUGCAGUUAUGACCCAGAAGACAAGCAGCUCAGCUGGUUCCCUUCAGCAUUUCAGGAGCAGAGAAUAAGGCUGUUUUUAGCCACCAAAAUUAAACGGACCAAAACUUUUGGCGACACUCAACGUUUGUCAUGUUUCAGAUCCAAUUUAGCUCUGCCUUAAACUUCAAUAAAAAUGACUCGCUAUCGAGCCUCGUCUAAACUAUACAAUUAAAGCAGUCAGGGCUUCCUGCAAAGAAUCAUGGGAAUCCUGUAGUUCAUUAAGGAUAUAUAGAGGUUAGGAGAUGCCGGUUCCCCUCACAGAACUACAAUUCCCAGAAUUCCUUCUGAAAAGGGAGCUGGUGGUUAAACAACUCAGAUCGUAACUUUCUCUCCACUGUAAUCACUGCCCUUGAACGGCAUUAAAGCCGUUGGAUGGCCAUCUUGUUUCCCUUACAGCUGGCAGCUAUUGAAAACGUUGAGCGCUUUCUGAACAGGAAGGCCCAGACUUCAUCCACAACUUACCCAUCUUCAGCCUUUUUAUGCUAUCUUUUUGUGAAUUGCCUUUGUCCCACACAUAGUAUUCCAUCCAUAAAAUCAGGAGGGAAACCGUUUCUGAAAUCCUAAAUUGAAUAGUUUCCAUUUCGGACCAGAGGGCUAUUGUUGGCUGCUCACCAUGAUGGCACAGUCAGAGGAAGCAGUGAUUCUGAACACCAGUUGCUAGAAGCUCAAAUCAUUGUGCUUGCUGGUUUCCCGCAGGCAUCUAGUUGGCCACUGUGAGAACAGGAUGCUGGACUAGAUAGGUCACUGGGCCCUGAUCCAGCAGGGCUCUUCUUGCGUUCUUAGAUUUAAUAGAUGCUUCAGGGCAUUGCUGAUACAUGGGGAAUUAACAAAGCCAUUUUUGACUUGUUCUGCAGGUACGAGAUCUUUGUGCCAUUACAUGAGCUGUGGGAGCAGUACAUCAGAGAACUCUGCAAUGGGCUCAAGCUAGAAGCGUAAGUUCAUUAGGCUUAAGUAGUGCUUGGAUCACAUUUGGAGACUUAUGUUGGGAGCACAGCAGUGAUCAGGUGCCGUUUCUCAGGAAAUCAGGGGAUGGGGAACCCGUGGCCCUCCAGAUGUUGUUGGACUUCAACUCCCAUCAGCCCCAGCAAACACCCUGGCUAGUGGUUAUGGAUGAUGCCGGUUCGGUGUUUUCACCACAGGUUCCCCUAUCCCUGUGUUAGCCCCGAAUGGAAUUACAUAUUAUCAUACUUUUUUUGUUUUAUUUGGCACCACCAAAUAAAUAAACCUCAAAGCAGUUUACAGUAAGAAUAAAGCAAUGGAAUUAUCAGCAAAAACAGUUAAAGACAACUAUUUAAAAUAUUUUGGGGGAAGAAAAGUCUGUGCAGUGUGAUUUUUCUCUACAUGCUUUCUGACAUUUAAGAGCCUGUAGGGGUUAUUUUAGGUAAGGUCCAGCACUUAUGGGUUGUAGCCAGUGCUAGUCAUAACUCUGAUCAGUCCCAUUGAAAUUGCAGGGCAUGAAUAACAUAGGUAAAUUAAUUUCAAUAGGGCUACUCUGAGUAAAAGGUCAUUGAAUGCAACCCUGUGUUUGUAAGGUAAUAGUUGCAUGCAGUUCCUGGUUGCAUGGGACAGUGAAGAGGCUGCUAGAGGAGAGAUGGAUAACACCAUCCCUCCUUUAUGCCUACCAUAGAAUGGCGAGGGAAGCCCACGCCUCUGCACCCUGCAUGAACCUUCAGCCCUCUGCCAACCACUUGCAGGCUAGUGAUUCCAAAGGCUUAUUUGCAAGGCUGCUUUAAACUGAGUAUUUCAGAAUUUGAAUGGCUUAAUGUUUCUUGGCACUGUAAUGUUAAUAUUGUUGCUUUUUUAAUACUUUGAAGAACUCUAAUGUUAAUUAGUAUAUUAUAUGUUAUUUUUAUCAGGCAGCCACAGAUGAUUCAGGCCAAAUUGCUGAAAGCUGAUCUUCACGGAGCUCUCAUUACAGGUAUUUGACUUCCGAUCCUAAAUGCAGGGAUGCUUUUAACUUGGGACAGUUCUGAAGGCUGAAAGUCAAAUGUCACCUACUUAAGCAGAUCUCAGUUGACUCUGUAAGUUUUGAGUUGAUCAGCUGAGCAAGUGAUUGAUUGACAAAACCUGCAUAUUUUGCAUAGGAGGGAUCAAUAGCUUCAAAGGAAAUGAUGUACUUUUUGUUUUCAAAUGGGCUGCACGUAAGUAGAGCCAUGCUGGAUCAGACCAAGGGCUGUAUACCCAAGGGUUUUUGAUCCAGUAGGAGGUAUUCAUUGAUAUGGGGAUAAGAACAGGCAGCUUCUGCCUCCUCCCUGCAAACCCACGUGCCUUCGGAAAUCUCUUCCAAAUGAUGAUAUUUUUAUUACUAUUACUUAAAUGUGUGACUCGCCUUCCAUGUAUACGUCCCUGUCUUCAAAACUAACUUUUUGUCUUUCUAAUCCCUUUAGCCACAGACUCGGUUAACACACAAUAGGGAUACACUGCAACAUUCUAUUUGAAAGGCCUGCUUGUAAACAAAAAAAAUUAGGCUGCCUAAUUAAUUGAGGGCAACCAUGUGGUCAAUCUGUGUCCUGGUUCCAGCAAAACAGUCUUGGACUGAUAAGCCCUGUGCCUAGCUUUUGCACUUUUACCCUGCCUUGUCAAACCACAGUUCCUUGCGAUGUCCAAACUGGGAAACUAUGGUUUCCAUGCUACUUAAACAUCACAGUUGGAAACCAGAUCAAUUACCCCUUGUUAGUGCAAAUCUGCUGAGUGUUGUAAAUAAAUAGACACUGACAUCAGCUGGAUGACACUUGUCAAUUACACAAGCAGUUGCAUUCUGUACUGUAAGGGGAAGCACAGAGGCAGGUAGAGUAUUGCAAUAAGUGUAAUGCGAAAACUGACUGUCCUGCCCUAAUAAUCUGCUUUUCUUUGCUAUAGUGACUAAAUCGAAAUGUCCCUCCUAUGUCGGCAUCACAGGCAUUGUCCUGCAGGAAAUGAAACAUGUUUUCAAAAUUAUCACAAGAGAAGACAAGAUGAAAGGUACCAGACACUCCUUACUGUAACUUGCUUUGUUAAUGGUCCCGUCAAAUUGCACAGUGAAUCACUGCUCCUCCUUCACUAAUGGCCAUUUGUCUCAUUUCACCCUGGAAGGGUCUUGGCUAGUUGCUACAGAGUUGAGAUUUUGGUUUCUUUUUUUAAAAAGAAGUGAAAUUGGUAAAUCACAAUUAAGAUCUGUUUUCAGAGUAUGCUUUACUGGACUUUAGGCACCACCAAAAGCAUUCCUUUUUUAAUGAGGCCUUUGGCUUUAAACUAUCUAUGUUUUCCCCUGUCCUCAGCUGCUUAUGUCUUAGUCUUGAUUUGUAGGCCCCUCAAGACAGGGGUCUGCCCCCCUUAUUCUGAGUUAAGCACCUCAUACAAUGUGGUGAACUGCAGUGGUUUUCAACCAGUGUGCCGUGGCACCCUGGGGUGCCUUGAAUGAUGGUCAGAGGUGCUGCGGGCAACACUGGCCUCUGUCCCUCUUUCCUUCCCUCUCUCCUCUGAUGCCCUCUUGCGUCUCUGCCUCCCAAAGGCUUGCACAGCUGUUUAUUGCAGCAGCAGCGGCUAUAAGCCAGGGCCUUUUCAGUACUGGUCCCAACUUGGUGGAAUGAUCAGUCACAGGAGACUAGGGCCCUGUGGGACUUGACAUAUUUCCGCAGGGCCUGCAAGACAGAGCUGUUCCGCCUUGCCUUUGGUUUGGACUCACUCUGACCCUUAUGUUUCCCUUAUGGUCUUGAUUUAUCGGCUGCAUUUUAAAUUGCAUUUUAACCUGUAUUUUAAAUUGGGGUUCCCCCCCCAUUAUGUUUUUACUGUGAUUUUAUUGGUGUUAGCCGCCCUGAGCCUGGCUCUGGCUGGGGAGGGUGGGGUAUAAAAAUUAUUAUUAUUAUUAUUAUUAUUAUUAUUAUUAUUUAAGCUCCACAGGCGAAUGGUGCUUCUAGGAGGCAGCUCUCUUUGGGGCAGGGAGGGGGCAGCUCAGAGACCAGAGACGGCAGCAGCAGCAACUGCCCAGAGGACUCCCAAGGAAAGGGGAGGAAAGAUGAGGCAGAGGGAACACUGCACAAGGGGAGGGUGUUGGAUGUUUGAAAAGCGGUGAGAGGCUGCCAGCUCUGCGGGCAGUACUGGGUUCCUGAGACCCACAGGGGUGCCGCAGGAAGAAUGUAGUUGGUCAAGGGAGCCGUGGACUUGAAAAGGUUGAAAACUCUGUUGUAGUGGGUUAAGAGCGCUGGACUAGGACCUGGAAGAGACCCGGUUUCAAAUCCCUACUUGGUCCAUGAAGCUUACUGGGUGAUCUCGGGGCAGGUCAUUGCCUCUCAGCCUAACCUACCUCAUUGGGUUACUGUGGGGAUUAAAUGGGAGGACGGGACCACUUAUACCCCCUUAAGCUCCUUGGAGGAAAAGGUGAGAUCUAAAUGCAGUAAAUAAAUAAAUAAGGUGAUACAUCAAUAGAACCACAUAAGGCUCUGCAUUUGUACUGCGGCCGCUGACGCCUGUCAUCUUCUUGGCUUCCCUUUCCAGUCAUCCCGAAGCUCAACAACGUCUUCAGCCUGGAGAUCGAUGGCUUCAUCUCCUACAUCUACGGGAGCAAGAUUCAGUUCCGAGCCAGCGAGCGUUCUGCAAAGAAGUUUAAAGGAAGAGGAACAAUUGACCUGUGAACCUUCUUCCUUCUUCCUUUCUUUCUGGAAAUGGGAGCCACUGAUGUGUUGUUUCCAAGGGAUGGAGAGACUAUUCCUAGCAGUUUGUGCAUCCUGAGACUUGGGUGUGUGUGAAGGAACAAUCCUUGUUGUUUUAAACAAGAGAGUGUGAGAAAUGCAUCCAUAUAAAUGAAUGCUCCCGCAGUGUUUCAAACACCUUUCUAUCCUUUGUACAUCCUUUGUGUUUUAUUGAUGUUAUUAAACCUUUUAAAUAAAUAAAAUCAUUUCCACUAAGCCC